Molecule: messenger RNA, 1029 nt
Organism: Cladophialophora carrionii CBS 160.54
Lineage: Eukaryota; Fungi; Ascomycota; Eurotiomycetes; Chaetothyriales; Herpotrichiellaceae
Exons: 1
Coding region: 1-1029 (342 amino acids)
Source: RefSeq, a predicted model, not a curated record
AUGUCAGAGCCUAUUUCUCUGUCUUCCCGCAUAAAGGGCGCCAUAUAUGGCCUUGCUGUGUGUGACGCACUGGGAGCUCCCGUCGAAUUCAAACCCCGAGGCUCGUUCGAACGCGUUACCUGCAUGCUUCCGAAUGGAAACUUCGGCCUUCCCGCCGGCUGCUUCACAGACGACACAGCGAUGACACUAUGCCUGACUCAUUCUCUUCUAGACUGUAGCGGUCACUCCAACAUGGUAGACCAGGUCAAAAGGUACAUCUCAUGGUGGCAGAAUGGCUACAUGUCCUCAACCGGCAGCUGUUUCGACAUUGGAGUGUCUACACGAAGUGCGCUCCAAACCUGGGCCGAUAUGCUCCAUCUACAGCCGAGGAGCGAGGAAUCCCCUGUGGAAGGUGCCCACAGCGCAAUGCUAACGAAGAUUACCCGUGAAUUUUCGAAGGACGAAUACUGUGGAAACGGCAGCCUGAUGAGAGUCCUUCCAGCAGCACUGAUCGCGUCGAGCGCGUCAAACGCCGUCGAACUUGCGAAAGAAAGCUCAUUACCUACGCAUCCCCAUCCGCGAUGUGUGCAUGCUUGCAUGAUAUACGCGUCCCUGGUACAACAGGCGCUGAACGGGGCUUCCAAGACCGAACUCGCUACAAGCUUAAGCGAGUCAAUCAACGAGAUUCCGAGCAAUAUCUCCGACACACCCAUCGAAGCAGUUCUCGCAGAGCGCAUCGGCCGGUAUCGGUCCAUCCAAGACUGGAAACGGACCACAGCCGACUCGAUACGCAGCACGGGCUAUGUUGUUGAUUCACUUGAGGCCGCUCUGUGGGCUUUCUUCACCUCCGAUACUUUCACAGAGGCAGCAAUCCAGGCUGUUAACUUGGGGUAUGAUUCGGAUACUGUUGGCGCGAUAUGCGGCGGCAUAGCAGGCACUUAUUACGGGUUCGAUGCAAUACGCGAUGACUGGUUACGUGAUUUAAAGAAGAAGGAACUUCUCGACGAAGCGACCCAGAAGAUAAUUGAUCACAGAAAGAAGCUACCCUGA